CACAAAUCAGACAGAGAUAAAUACCCCUGGCUCUAUUCUGUGAGGUGCUUUAUGUUUAUUGAAACUUCAUCUAGAAUCUGAAGUACACAACUGAAAACCAUGAGGUCAUUUCAGUAUGGGCUCCAACCAAAGCAGCGACAAGCUCCACUGUAACCGCUAUCUGAACGGAAAGGGUCCUCCAUCACUGAGGACUGCUGUCAGUGCAGCUAAUGAUGAGGUGAACAGGGUGCACAGAGGACCGCAGAGCAGCCAGCCGGAGGGCCAGAUGACCUGGGUGGUCCUCCACAGAGACCUGCCGGGGUUCCCUGAUGACAACACAAUACAGAUCAACUACAUCUUCCCAGACGGGAUACAGACUGACAAACAUCCUCACCCGGGCCAGCCUUAUGGAGGGCUGCGGCUCUGUGCUUACCUUCCUGACAGCCGGGAGGGAAAGAAGGUUCUGAAGCUGCUGGAAAGAGCCUUCUACCAGCAGCUCCUAUUUACUGUCUCCACCAACACUGACGGGAAGGACACAAUCACUACAACCUCCAUCCCCCUCAAAACACAACCAGACGUAGGAAGCGAAGUUGAUGGCUACCCAGACCCGGACUACCUGAAGACUGUGAAGCAGACCCUGAGAGAUCAAGGCAUCGAGUAGCAGAUCAAUCAUCCUGUAAUCUUGAGUGUUAUCAUCAUGGCUUUGCUUCUUUUCUGUUUCAAAUGUAUUUAUUAUCUCGUGUUUCAGUCCUAACCUGUGCUGGUGUCAGACGUGCAAUGAUAGUGUUGUUUUAAAAAUAUAAACAGUGGUUAUAAAGUUCUAUUUAUGAUGACGAACACCAAGUUAAGAGUCACAGAAAUAAAGAAUGACUGAUCACUUCCCCUUUA
This is a messenger RNA of Notolabrus celidotus (New Zealand spotty), 867 nucleotides long. It is a transcript of the gene dtx3la, whose product is annotated as deltex E3 ubiquitin ligase 3L1. The record is from RefSeq and is a predicted model, not a curated record. Gene Ontology annotation, biological process: protein ubiquitination; Notch signaling pathway. Bases 116 to 640 code for a protein of 174 amino acids. The transcript is spliced from 5 exons. NCBI's taxonomy places the organism in Eukaryota, Metazoa, Chordata, Actinopteri, Labriformes, Labridae.